Bacidia gigantensis is the source of this 840-nucleotide messenger RNA. RefSeq lists its product as uncharacterized. The transcript is spliced from 3 exons. Bases 1 to 840 code for a protein of 279 amino acids. The record is from RefSeq and is a predicted model, not a curated record. Lineage: Eukaryota; Fungi; Ascomycota; Lecanoromycetes; Lecanorales; Ramalinaceae.
AUGGUCUCCAGGACAGACGAAGUGCCUCCGAAAGCGUUGGAAGAGCUGUGUAUUGUCAAGGUAAAGCCAAAAGAUUUCGGCGAAUACGACGACGAGAAGCUUGCCCUACUCUUCCGCAAGCAAUUCCCAAGCACCUACGGGACCAUGACGUCGAAUGGCAUCAAGAACUUUCGGAACAGUGUGGCGGCCUCUGGUGAUUACAAAGAAAUCUAUACCAAGAUGUCCGGUGAAAAUGAUCGGAAAGUGAUCUUGGCGAUGAAGAAAGAGAUGGACAAAUGGACGCAGCAAGCUAAAGCAGGUAGCCGUUAUGCUGAAGAUCGUAGUACCUUUGAGGGGGGCGACUUCGAUACAGAAGCGUCUCUCUCUGCGAAGGAGCUUGCUGAUGAGGCGCUACUGGACGCCAGGCUCAGAGGCGAGCCCGAAGAUGAGGAGAACCCCGCAUGGUUUCGAUAUCAUCACUUCUUCAGCAAGCACGAGUUGGUGAACCUCUGGACGCAGAAGCUGCUUAUGGCAUUUGAAAGAUUUGCUCCAUCCACUGUCGUUGUAGAACUCAAGGAUGAGGAAUGCACGUGUCCAAAUACCUGCUGCAAAUUCCGUGCAUUGGCUGUUCUUUGCAUCUGGAAUGUUCUGAAAGCCGCGCCUUGCCGUGGCUACUAUUGCGAUCUGGUGCAAACAAUACGAACUGCGGAGGAAGAUGGCGGGAUCGAGGUUCCCAGGAGAAUCCACAUAUUCAAAUCAACUAACGAUGAGACUAUCCCAUGUCAGACGACGUUUGAUGACCCGCCGAUGUGGCUCCUGCAUACUGCGGAAAAGGAAGUCGAGGAUAAUGGGGGUUUCUAG